Messenger RNA from Helianthus annuus (common sunflower), 628 nucleotides. Its product is annotated as heavy metal-associated isoprenylated plant protein 16. The transcript is spliced from 3 exons. The record is from RefSeq and is a predicted model, not a curated record. The coding region runs from base 163 to 507 and encodes 114 amino acids. Lineage: Eukaryota; Viridiplantae; Streptophyta; Magnoliopsida; Asterales; Asteraceae.
UUUUUUUUUUUUUUUUUUUUUUUUUGAACGCCCUAAUCUUCUUCUUCUUCAUUAAGCAAUACCUCUACACUCCAUGAAAGUCGCCUAUAUCUACCCCACUCACAUCCUCACUCUUCAAUCACCUAACUCAACCCAUCAUCCUAUAAUCAUAAACACACAGCAAUGGAGAAGCAAAAGAUUGUUGUAAAGGUGAGCAUGAACUCCGACAAGAAAACUCAAAAAGCUCUACAGAUCGCGGUUGGUGUCUCUGGAGUUGAAUCCGCGUCUUUCGUUGGGUCAGAUAAAGACCAGAUAGAGGUGACGGGUGAAGGUAUAGACUCGGUUGAACUAACAACCUUACUAAGAAAAAAGGUUGGAUACGCGGAGUUGGUAAGCGUUGGUCCGGUGGAGGGGAAGAAAGACGAACCCAAGGAUUCGAAGCCCCCGGAGGCGACAAUUCAGUUUGAUCCUUACCCGUACUACUAUCGUAGCUAUGGUGUGCCCUACUAUUAUGUAUAUCCGUAUUGAGAUUUCAUAAACUGAAAAAAGAGUACAGAAAUUUGGUUUCAAAAUAAUUGUGAAUUAGCUUCAUUUCAUCCCCUUUUGUUAUAUAAAUAUUGUUUAAGUUUAUACCAAUUUCAUCUCUCAA